Molecule: messenger RNA, 2514 nt
Organism: Bombus huntii
Lineage: Eukaryota; Metazoa; Arthropoda; Insecta; Hymenoptera; Apidae
Exons: 6
Coding region: 245-1462 (405 amino acids)
Source: RefSeq, a predicted model, not a curated record
CCUUAAAAUACCACGAUUCGAUCGUGUUCGAUGGAACCUUCGGCAGUGAAACGUGCUGCAUCGCGCUGAAACCGCCGAAAGGGGAAAGCAGGAGGCGGGAUGAAAAGGAGACGCCUCGUUCCAUUACGUUUCUAAUUGAAACAGCGAUCUCGAACGCGAGAAACGAUCCCUGUGAAUAUCGAGGCUCGAAGAGGAAAUCGUCGAGUCGAAAGGGAGUACGAAUCAAAGAAAGAGAGGCGAAUAAAUGGCCCACGAGACCCUGACAUGGCUGAACGCCGAUUUCGCCGAGAGGGUCCUACGAUUCGCCGAGCUCGACAGUACCAUCAAUGUGACCGAUAUAAUUUCGAAACCUGCGACUGCCGUAGGUGACAACUACGCUAGUGAUCUAGUUAGAGUGGUGGCGGAGUUCACGCGAAAUGAGGGCAAAACUAAGGUCAAAGAAAAAAAGUCGCUUUUGUUCAAGUUCGAGCCGAUAGCCGAGGGACCAAGGAAAGAAAUGAUCAUGGACAUACAAAUCUUCGACUUUGAAAUCUUCAUGAUGACAAAUACACUGCGAAAGAUGAACAAAUUGUUAGGCAAUCGUUUAAGUGCGCAAGCUUAUUACAUAAGAAUGGAACGACCGAUGUGUUUGAUACUGGAAGAUCUGGCUCCACUAGGAUUUCGUAUGGCCAAUCGUCAACUUGGUCUCGAUAUGGAUCAUUGUAAACUGGCUGUUCAAGGAUUGGCGAGAUUCCACGCUGCAUCGGUCGCCUUAUGCGAGAAGGAACCAAAACAAAAAAACUUAUAUUGGAGAGGAAUGUUUCAUGAAGCAAGUACAAUGGACGUAGUGAAAUUCUUUAAAAUCUCGUGCACCUCUCUUGCAAAUGCAAUGGAAAGCUGGCCACAAAAUGGAAAAAGGUACGCGGAGAAAGUUAAAAACUUCUCUGAGAAAAUGUUUGAAAAGGGCUUGGAGUCAAUGAAACGCAAGGACGAUGAAUUCAACGUCAUUAACCACGGUGACGCAUGGACGAACAACAUGAUGUUCCGAUACGACAAAAACGACAAACCUAUCGAUCACAUCUUCGUGGAUUUCCAAAUCCCUGUCUACACUUCACCGGCAAUCGACCUGCUCUACUUCCUCAACACUAGCGUCAACGAGGAAAUUUCCAACAACGGUACCGAUUCUCUAGUCGAAGAGUAUCAGCGAACUUUGGUUGCCACCAUGAAGCAAAUCGGUUGCAAAACGCAACCGCCUACUUUAAAGGAAAUAAAGAAGUACAUAAGCGAACGACUCGUAUACGGAAUGAUAUCAUCGAUGAACACGUUGCCGUUCGCUUUGGUUGCUAAAAAGGAUGCGCAGAGUCUGGACAGCUUGCUGGAAAAUAUGGACAAUUAUCAUCAUCCUGGAUACAAUAACCCGCUGUUCCAACGGAUAUUGUUGAAACGAUUAGAGACAUUCGAAGCAGCAGGCUUAUUAGACUAACAUAUAAAGUCUAAACUAGGAUUUUGAUUAUAUACAACUACGACGACCAUUUUCGGUGAAAUAUUUUUUACAAAUGUUUUUUACCGUAGGGAAUUUUUUAAUAUAGAAGUAUUUGAGUAUAUUAAAAGUAUCUCAUUUAGUUUGUUAUUGAAGUUUCAUAUUUCGCGAAUGUUUUAAUUAGAAUUAUGCAUUAUCUCUGUUUAAAUUUGAUAAUUAGUCGUAUGUACGUACGUAUGUAUACGUUGUGCGCUGUUGAUGGAAGCAAUGAGAGAAGAAAGGGAGAAAGUAGAGACGAGCUUUAAACUGAAAAAAAUUUCCAUUAAUUUUCUAAUUAAUUAUAUGGUACGUGAAUUUUUUUAUAUAGCAUGCCCUUCUUGAUUUUUAUUCUGCGUCAGGUUCUCGUUGCUGCCAUUACGCAUCAACUUAGCUGUCGAAAUUCUCCGUUAUUUUCGUUUGACGGUACUAGACCGCAGAAGGUUGGGCAGGAAAGGGUUAGCUAACUGCAUAUUGUAUUUGUUUUUGGUUGGUAUUACGUUGUUGGUUGUGGAAUCGCGGUUUGUUGUAAAUUAUAGUCAUUCCGACGCUGUAACGAGCUUACAAUGGUACUCGUUUGUCAUUAUUUAGUUGAAUUUCAAUAUUAUCGUUACAAGGCUCAUGAAACCAAAGUUCAACGUCUUUCGUAGGCAACGUAAGAUAAGAUUGGUCGGUUUAACGACCAGUAAUUCAAUUUACGAAAUAUUUUUUAGUCCACCAGUCGAUAGUACAAAUUCAGCAAUACAGUAUCAUAAGUUUCGUCGAGUGUAAUAUAAUUAACAUGGUAUUAAACUAGAUGUUAAAUACUUCAAACUCGUGCAAUCGAUAGCGAAAACUAAGACAAAACGAUUAUUUUUGUUUUUCGUGUUGUCUAAUUGUCAACGUAGCAAGUAACGAAUCAAUCACUUUAUACUUAGUAUAUUAUCAACACUGACAUUGUUUCUCUUUGACUACGACAAAAAAAAAAAAAAAAGAAACAAAUAACGAAUAAAAUAAAUGAAUAGUAUCCACCUUGCUCA